CAUCACUAGUUACGUCAAACUUCGCGAAAAAAAUAUUAGCUGUUCGGCAAAGUUAAAGAGUGCAAAAUUCUUUUAGGUUAGCGACUAAGUAAAAUACCUUUUAAACAUUUUGACAUAUUCAUAGCCGGGCGGCUGAGACGAUCAUGAGCGCAGUGCGUGUUUAACAAAAAUAGAUUUUGUAACAUUUUUAUGUAUCGUGACGUGUUAUCAGGGCAAACGUACUUUAUACAAUUGUUGCCGAGUUAAACAUUACAGUCUUCUUUCAAAAAAAUUGUGUUGUGACCAAAAAACACUGUAAUGUUUAAAUCUUUGUUGAGCUCUGCUAUAACUCAGGCCAGCUGUCAAGAGGGGGCUGGUUACCUAAAACGGGCAGAUACAGACCGUCUUCAUGAGAUUUUCUUAAAAUACGCCACCGUCGAAAAAAACGGUGAAAAACACAUCACAAGUGAAGAUUUUGUACGAAAAUUUCUAGGACUAUUCGAAGAAGAUGACUACAAUAAGGAAUCGGUCAAGCUCAUCGCGGGGAUCGUGGACAUGGACAAGGAUGGGUUCAUCUCAUUCUCCGAGUUCCAGGCAUUCGAGGGCUUGUUGUGUGUCCCCGACGCGCUGUACAAGACUGCCUUCCAGUUGUUCGAUACUAACGGCAAUGGACUCGUCGCUUUCGACGAAUUCGCCGAGGUCAUGCGAAAGACGGCUCUUCAUCAGAAACUGCCUUUCAACAUGGAAAGUACCUUCGUUCGCCUAUACUUCGGCAAGGACAAGAAGCGACUGGUAACAUACCCUGAGUUCAGCCAGUUCCUUCAUGAUUUCCAUGAGGAGUAUGGUGUAGAGGCCUUCAAGAAGUGCGACAAAGAUGGAUCAGGGUUCAUCAGCGCUGGAGAUUUCAGGGACAUUAUGUUGUCCGUGAAGAAGCAUCUGUUAACAAAGGAUUUGAUGACUAAAGUUAUAAACGCAUCCGGAUUUCCUCAAGGCGAACGCAAGAUCAGUUUCCCCUACUACAUGGCCUUCAACUCGUUAUUAAACAAUAUGGAGUUAAUCAAACGUGUGUACCUAAACGCGACGAAUGGGCACCGAACCCAGGAGGUCACUAAAGAAGAGUUCCUGCAUUCUGCUCAAAUGAUGUCACAGAUCACUCCGUUAGAAGUUGAUAUACUCUUCACUCUCUGUGAUAUGAUACAUCAUACGAAUGGGCGAAUGGUGUAUAACGACCUCAACUCCAUCACCCCAGAACAAUACUUCAAACAAGUCACACGUCGCGUUGCAGAAAUCAAAGCAGUCUCAAGCCCCGAAGAAAGAAGUGUUUUCAUCCAGAUAUUAGAAAGCACGUAUCGAUUUACGCUCGGUUCAGUGGCUGGUGCCGUUGGUGCAUCUGCAGUAUACCCAAUAGAUUUAGUGAAGACUCGUAUGCAGAACCAGAGAACUGGUUCGUUCAUCGGUGAGGUGGCGUAUAGAAACUCUUGGGAUUGUUUCAAAAAAGUCAUCAGACACGAAGGAGUGUUCGGUCUGUACAGAGGGCUGGUACCACAAUUGAUAGGAGUCGCCCCUGAAAAGGCUAUUAAGCUGACGGUCAACGACUUGGUUCGUGACAAAUUAUCAGACAAGAAAGGCAACAUAUCUUUAUACGCUGAAAUAUUAGCUGGUGCUUGUGCCGGUGGAUCUCAAGUAGUAUUCACGAAUCCAUUAGAAAUUGUGAAGAUCCGUCUGCAAGUUGCGGGUGAGAUCGCUACGGGUACUAAGGUUCGCGCCUGGUCCGUCGUCAAAGACCUCGGACUUUUUGGCCUGUAUAAGGGCGCUAGGGCCUGUCUCCUGCGUGAUGUGCCGUUCAGUGCUAUUUACUUCCCUGCUUAUGCUCAUGUUAAGGCUAAAUUCGCUGACGAGAAUGGAUACAACCACCCUCUAACGCUGCUAGCCGCUGGUGCCAUCGCCGGUAUCCCCGCCGCCUCGCUCGUCACACCCGCUGACGUCAUCAAGACACGCUUGCAGGUUGUAGCCCGAUCGGGACAGACUACCUACAACGGUGUGAUAGACGCGACGAGAAAGAUAUACGCGGAAGAAGGUGCUAGAGCUUUCUGGAAGGGAGCACUAGCGCGUGUGUUCCGUUCGUCGCCACAGUUCGGUGUGACGCUGGUUACUUACGAAAUCCUACAGCGUCUGUUCUACGUAGACUUCGGAGGAACUCGCCCAUCGGGCUCCGAGUUACACGUAGCGACACCUAUCGAGGAAACGAUGAAGAAACCGCAACACAUCGGCGGCUACCAGGUGGCGCUGCCAGUACUGACCGGACUAGAAACCAAGUUUGGCAUCUCUCUCCCACGCUGGUCCUAUCCAAAGCCCGCCGCGCAAUAAUCUAGGUAUCUUGUAGCUUGGAGCUUGUAAAGUACGAAGAUUUCAAUAAUGUAAGAAGCAAAUUGAUGUUUUGUUUCUGAAAGGCGAUAUCGAAAAAGUUGAAGAUAUUAUGUGUGAUUGACAACAAAAUCACAUAUAUUUUAUUUUCUUUUAAAAAAUUACUCAAGAAAUUAUAUUUCUAUUAAAAAAUAAACCACAGUCUAGCUAUUCGCAUAAUUCUAAUAUCCUCACCCUUUACUUAAAUACCAAGACAACACGCUCAAAAACACUUAAAACAAGAUUGUUGCUGGUGAGGAAAGAAGACGGUACUACACGCAGAUCGUUGCGCCGUUUCAUUUCCACAACUAACAGUUUUGUUUUGCAGGCCUUGAUAACACGUCACGACUUUAUGCGAAUAAGCUUGUCAUCUUAUACCUGCUUACUUUAAUAGCUCCAUAGCACGAUAACCUUUAGUGUUUUUUUUUAAUACAAGGCAAUGGUAUUGCCUACACAGACAGUUGAAGUUAAAUGAAACUCCUUAUAUAUUAUUCGUGAACUAUUUGAGAUUAAAAGACAUUAAGUGAAGUUUAAAAGAUUAUAAAUCAUUAGUUUCGAAGGAUAAAUAAGAUAUAAAGGUUCCUAGUUCCUAAAGGAACUUGUGUGAAGAAAUGUGAUGUUAACGGAAAUAGGUUUUUGAUUAUAUUUUUAUUUUCUAAUUUUAUUAAGUAUAAGUGUAUUUGUGCGUAAUUGUAUUCUAGAAAGAGAUUUAUAUCGACAUGCUUGAAUUUAGCUCUCUUUUAGUACCCAUAUUGUAUCUUGUAUAAAAUUAAUAAUUCGGCAAGUAUUUUUACUUAUCAAAAAAUACUCUAAUAUAUUGGAAAAGGCAAUCAAUUCCAAUAUAUUUCUUAAAUACAAAAUAUUAUGCCCGUUCGUGAAAAAUGUACUAAAAUUAUAAAAUAUGCUAGAAUAAUACUUAUAAAACUUGUAAUGUAUAAGGAUUUUCAUGUAACAACCAGGUAGCACUAAAAAGGCACUAUUUUGGAUAAAGACAUCACCUAACGUAACUAUCUCGCAACUUUUAGCAUUUUAAAGACCCGUCAGAACGGAGGUCGAAUUUUUAGAUUUGUUUUUACAUUAUUAUGUUACAAUGAUCAAUUAUUUAUAUAAAAGUAUACGGAAUAAGAUAUAUCUCUAUUUAAUUGCUUAAGGCACACUGUGUUGUAAACUAUUGCUUUGUUCCAAUCAUCAUGCAUUUUUUAAUUUAAACACUGCCACUGUUUUGCAUUACGCCGUCCUUAACUAUAGACAGAGUAACGCAGUAAGAAGUAAUUCUUUUAUAUUUUUGUUUUGCAUUUAGAAAAUAAUAAAAAAAUAACUAUUUUUGUAUUCAUUUUUUUUCGUUUACUACUUAUAAUAAUGUUUCGUGUUUCCUAUGAUCAUUGUAACAUACGAACAUGUAUUUAGUUGUAAGCAAAAUCGAAAUCAAAGCGAACUUUUUAUUGUUGUUUUAUUUUGUUAUCUAAAUUUCGUAAUUUAAAACAGAUAUUGUUUUACACUAUGUAUAAUAUUUGAAUCGGCUUAGACUUGAAUUGUCCAUAUCUCAUAGAGCUUUUAAAUAUCUAAACACUUGCCUUUAAAUAUUUUUGGAAAUAAGUAAGUUAUAUCAAUCUCGUACUACUUCUUCAUUUGUUUAUAUAUUUAAAAGCAGAUUAUAUAAGUGUAAUUAAAAUACAAACACUUUAGAUAGUCUACAUGAGAAUGUAUAACAAAGUUCAAAUAAAAUUGAUUAUCUAUGUUAAACUUUUUGGAUAUUGUGAUCCUAAAAAAUAAUGGAAAUUGUUUUAUUGUAAUCAAUUUUAAUAAAGAGAUUAUUUAGGAUAUAAUGCCGACUUGUUUUGUCAAACUUAGGUAAAUCAGGAUUUGCGUGAACAAGACGGAAAAAUAUUAUUCAUGAGUAUCUUCAAACCAGCUUGGGCACGUCUAAAUAAUAACAUCUAUUUAGCAAUAAAAGCUGUGUAUACGCUAAAAUAUAAGUUUAAAACACUAUUUUGUUACUAAUUAAUUAUUUGGUGGAAUUUUAAAGCAAGAUUUUGCAGCAUAUCCUACAAUGUUUUGAUGCUAUAGUAGUUAUAAUAAGUCAGCCAGUUUAAAGAGAUUUUUGUUUCCUUUAGGUAUAUUUUUAUAAUGAUUAACAAAUUGCUUAGUAGCGAUUCCAGGCAUUUAGCGUCAAGGGUCAGCAAUAUCAAAACCCAUAUAGCUUUUGCCGCACUCACCUCGCCUGGAACAUUUCACGGCAAUUUUAACUGUCGACGACAUUUUAAUGUUUUCAAUAAACGUAAUUUCGAAUGACAGUUCUGAAAUUAAGUUAAUCAUUACAACAGUUUAAGCGUUCUAUGGUUUUAAAACAUGAAACCUAUCUCUAACAUUUUAGUCUUUAUUGGAGAUAAAAUAAUUAAACAACACUGGCAUUUUAUAGAAAAAAAAGAAUCGAUGCAUAAAUUUAUAACUGAUAUUUUUCUUGCUUUAAAAUACUACAAAGUUAAGGGCGGCCCAACUUCUAAUGCACAAUUUUGUUAUCUUUAGCGUAUAGUUAAUGUUGUAUGACAACAUUGUAAAAAGUGAAAAAUAGUGUAACGACAGGUGAUAGAAAGCCGAUGUGAGUAUAUUUAUUGAUAUUGUACAUUUGUGUUAAAAAUAAAUCGAAUAAAACCGA
Molecule: messenger RNA, 5038 nt
Organism: Trichoplusia ni (cabbage looper)
Lineage: Eukaryota; Metazoa; Arthropoda; Insecta; Lepidoptera; Noctuidae
Gene: aralar1
Product: calcium-binding mitochondrial carrier protein Aralar1
Exons: 15
Coding region: 298-2346 (682 amino acids)
Biological process (GO): malate-aspartate shuttle; aspartate transmembrane transport; L-glutamate transmembrane transport
Molecular function (GO): L-glutamate transmembrane transporter activity; calcium ion binding; L-aspartate transmembrane transporter activity
Source: RefSeq, a predicted model, not a curated record